AUGAAACCUUUUAAGAUUUGUUUAGUUGGACCUCCCGCAUCUGGAAAAUCCUCUAUUCUUGCUGCUUUACAGAAUAAACCUUUUAAUCCUCACAUUUCCUAAACUUUUCAAAAUAAUUUUUGGAAAUAUACCGAUCAAAAUAGAAGUUUUAGGAUUUGUGAUACGACUGGAUUGGAUAAAUUUCAAAAAUCCACAAUUAAAUGCAUGAAGGAUUCAAACUUAAUAAUUAUCUGCUUUGAUUUUUCAGCCAGGAGUGCUGAAAUACAUGUGGAAAAAUGGUUGAAUUUUGUUAGAACCCAUAAAUCAGUAACUCCAAUCGUUAUUAUUGGCACUAAAACAGACAAAGCAUCAAAUUAGUAAAGUGAAUAUAUACAGAGAUUGAGGAAAAGAUACCCUUUUUACUUAACUUCUGCUUCUAACCCCCAAGGUGUAAAAGAUGUGUUCAGAAAUAUAGAAAAUACUAUAAUCAUACCAAAUCUAGUAGUUGAAAGAAUCUAAAUUAGACGUAGAGAGGAUGAAGAAGUAAAGCGCGGUUGGUUUUGCUUUUGCUGA
Paramecium octaurelia is the source of this 552-nucleotide messenger RNA. Lineage: Eukaryota; Ciliophora; Oligohymenophorea; Peniculida; Parameciidae. The record is from the annotation of a GenBank genome assembly.